Manihot esculenta (cassava) is the source of this 1936-nucleotide messenger RNA. Its product is annotated as coiled-coil domain-containing protein 115. The record is from RefSeq and is a predicted model, not a curated record. Lineage: Eukaryota; Viridiplantae; Streptophyta; Magnoliopsida; Malpighiales; Euphorbiaceae. Gene Ontology annotation, cellular component: extrinsic component of endoplasmic reticulum membrane. The transcript has 6 exons. Bases 1030 to 1731 code for a protein of 233 amino acids. Gene Ontology annotation, biological process: vacuolar proton-transporting V-type ATPase complex assembly.
AUUUUCUGUGGAUGAGAUUUGUUUGUUUGUUUCAUUUGUGCGGAUGAGAUACUAAGAUUUGAAAACUUGAUAUUUAUGUUUAUGGGUUGUCCAUGGAUUUGUGUUUACGGGUGAUUUCUUGGAAGUUCUUGUUGAAAUAUGAAAUGUCAGCUUGGGUGCGGUGGUUUGCGGGUGAUUUGUGGGCUGCUCUUUGAAUGUUGCCCUAUAAAAAUGAAUAUGUGACUGUGGCUGAGAGUUUAAUGGGUUUCUAUUGCUUUGAAAUUGCUGAUUUGAUCCGUGGUUGCGGUUUUAGUGGCUUUUGAAUAUGCUGUUUCAAUAAUGAUAAAAUCUGUGAUUUUUUUUUUCAUCUGGUUUUGCUGUGAAUUUGUGAUUUUCAUAUGUUGUAUAUUUUGUAUGUGUUGAUAUUUAUUUUUGUUGAUAUGUCAACAUUAGAUGGCAAUGAAUUUGUAGGAAGUUGUAAAGAUGCUACUACUGCUUCUCAACAAACACAAAUUUUCAAGCAUUGACGAUAAUAUUUGGUUUAACCAUAUGUUUUCCUUAUACAAUUUAAACUGAAAACUCUUAACUAAAUCUUUUAACAUUAUCUGUUUUCACGGAAGAAACUGCAUAAAUAAACAUAAUAAUUAUCUUGUUCCUAUGUUAAAGCUAGUUCCAGUAUAAAUGCAGCUAUGCGUGAUACCAUUCCUAGAUAAGGUUACAUCUGUUGGGGGGAGAGAGAUAGAAAGAAAUAGAGAGAGAAGGAAAAUAGCAUAGCACGGGUUCAGACAACAAGGCGAAAAUACUUAAAAGAACCAAUUAGAAAAUAAAAGUACAGAUGAUGACCAUUUCAACUUGUUUAGAGUAGGAAACAGAAUGAACAAUAACCCCAUACCAUAUAUGUAUUAAACCAAAAUCGGUUAGCCGAAACCCGAGCUAGUUAAUGAUUGGCUCAUUUAUAUUUUUAAAAUAAAAAGCUUGUUGACUAAAUAAUUAUUAAGUUCAUUAAGAUCCCAAAAUCUUUUUAUUCUAGUAGGCUGAGGCCCCACCGGCAUGGAAGAGGAAAUGAAAGAAAUUGCCUUUGAAAUUAAAAGGAAGGAAAACCUAGAGCUAAAGGUCGAAGAAGAAGAAGAUGAAGGACCACAGCAACAACAAAAAAAAGUAGGAGAUGAACAUGUUUUGCAAUUUCUGGAUUCAGUAGACAACUAUUUGACUCUUUUCGAUUCUUUAUCUUCUAUGCUUCGCCAGGGAUGGCUGGAAUUGGCUAGUGCUCGACAUUCCAUGGGGGCUUCACGCAUCAAUAGUGCUUUAUUGGACUUUAAAGUCCACUCUGCUUCUACCUCAUUGCAAGUAGCACGACAUACUGUUGAUUCCAUGGAAGAGCAACCACACUUUAUCUUGCGUAAAUGGGGCUCCUUGUAUAAUGAUAAAUGCAGUUAUGAGGAUCAAACUUCCAAAGAGGAUGAAUUGUGGAGCAAAUCUGGCAGUCCACUGCCACGACAUAGAGGAAAUCCCCAGCUUGCUGAAACCUCUCCAAAGCAAGCUACUCUGAAGGUUGAUGACCAAGUUCAGAAGGAGCGAUCAAGAUCCCUAUCUAUGUUUGGUACCUUGGUUUCCCCUCAGCUACGAUCUGCCCAACUAUCAUUUGAGACAGCUCUAGAGACGCUCGUAGAAAUCGCAAACGUGCGCUCGAAAAUGCUCUCUGCAUUCAAUGGAGUCCAAAAGGAAUUAGAAAUCGACAAAGAGAUCAGAUAGAGUCUGUUUCUACAGGCUUAUUUAACUCCCUCUUCUAAAAUGGUAAUGGUCUUCUAUACAGUUUAAUUGCUUUUACACAUUCAGAGAUUUCUGUCUAUAAGUUACUGUAGUCAAGAGUCAAGGCAGAGCAGAGGUCUUUGGUAUCAUAUAGCUUCCUUUUGUUGGAAUACGAUACACUUUGAAGGAAAGCUUAAUUUUUUCUCCU